Xenopus laevis (African clawed frog) is the source of this 3146-nucleotide messenger RNA. RefSeq names its product protein phosphatase 1 regulatory subunit 7 L homeolog (gene ppp1r7.L). Lineage: Eukaryota; Metazoa; Chordata; Amphibia; Anura; Pipidae. Gene Ontology annotation, cellular component: nucleus. The transcript has 10 exons. The coding region runs from base 16 to 1161 and encodes 381 amino acids. The record is from RefSeq and is a predicted model, not a curated record.
GCACCUACUCACGGGAUGCGGACUCUACAGCUCUACUCUGAUUGGUUGGGCGUUUCCUUGCGCUCUUCAUUGAUUGGGCGUACUUCGUGCUUCCGGAAAGUAGAGGAAGAAGAAAUAAUGGCGGAUGAAGCAGGCGAGACUGACGUGCAAGAGAUGGAAGUGGACAGAAGAAGAGAAUCUGAUGAAUCUGCUGACGAUGAAGCAAAGGAAAAACCCGAUUGUACGGCUAGUGGGGUGAAGAUUGAUGAAGAGCGUCUAGGAGAGGCAGAAGUACCAGUGGACAUGGAGACCAUUAAUCUGGAUCCAGAAGCUGAGGAUGUUGAUCUGAACCAUUUCAAAAUAGGGAAGAUUCAAGGCUUUGAGAUGCUCAAGAAAGUCAAGACUCUCUGCCUGCGCCAGAACCUAAUAAAGCUGAUUGAAAAUCUGGAACAAUUAGUGACGCUGACUGAGCUGGACCUGUAUGACAAUCAGAUCCGCAAGAUAGGCAACCUGGAAACCCUGAGAGAUCUCCAAAUCCUGGACCUGUCUUUCAACCUCUUAAGGAGGAUUGAAGGAUUGGAGUCAUUGUCUCAGCUGGAGCGCCUUUACCUUGUAAAUAACAAGAUCAGCCGCAUUGAAAACCUUGGAAACCUAACAAAGCUCCGCUUGUUGGAACUGGGCUCUAACCGCCUGCGGGUGAUUGAAAAUCUGGAUUCUCUGCGAGACCUCGACAGUCUCUUUCUUGGUAAAAAUAAAAUCACUAAACUCCAGAAUUUGGAAACGAUGACGAACCUUACUGUGCUGAGUGUGCAGAGUAACCGCUUAACAAAAAUUGAGGGUCUGCAAAAUCUUGUGAACUUACGAGAACUGUAUUUAAGUGACAAUGGGAUUCAAGUCAUAGAGGGACUGGACAACAAUAACAAACUGACUACCUUGGAUCUCGCUUCAAACAGGAUCAAAAGAAUUGAGAAUAUCAAACACUUAACAGAACUCCAGGAAUUUUGGAUGAAUGAUAACUUGGUAGAAAAUUGGAGUGACUUAGAAGAGCUGAGUGGAGCCCCGGGCCUGCAAACAGUAUACCUGGAGAGAAACCCUUUGCAGAAAGAUGCGCAGUAUAGGCGUAAAAUAAUGCUGGCCUUACCCUCCGUACGCCAGAUUGAUGCAACAUUUGUCCGCUUCUGAGAUGGUUUUGGGUAUUCUACAUCCCUCUCCUGAUGUUGUUGCAUCACAUAAAUAAGUGUAUCUAAGGCAGCAGUGAUGGGAACAUCUGUUCCAUGAAAUGAUUAUUUGAAAGUUAUUAUGAGGGGCCCCAGGUUGCUCAUGUCUGAUGUAAAGGGUCCCCGAUUUCUUCUUGUGAUGCCUCAUUCUCUUGUUAUGCCAUUAUACACCAUUGUCUUUGCUUGUCAUGUCCUAAGACCAAGCCUAUCUGCAUUGCUAUAUCACUCCAAACUCAGAGCAUAUCAUGUUGUACCUUUCCUUUAUUGGCAAUUUCCAUCCUCCCCUGGCAGUUGUUGCUUUUAUACAGAUAAUGUAUUCAUGUAGUUGGAAUAACAUCAUUGAAAUGCAGUAACAAAUUAGCCAGUAGUUAUUAUGUGCUGCUAACAGCCGCUGGCUGGACUUGCCAGUUAUUGUUACUGGGGGUGUUGCACAAAACCUUUUUCUGUAAAGUUGGUGCUGCAACCUGGACUGUUUAUGCUUUAGGUGGCAAGUAGCAUGCUAAAGAAACAUAGAGAUUCAAUUACCUUGUGUUUCUUAAGAUGAAUGUGAAAGAUUAAUUAGUUCUGGCUGAGAGGAUCCAGUACAUGCACCAAAUCAGGUCUGGGCUGAGCCCUUUUCAACAGCCGCAAUGUAAUUUCACACGAGUCUAGUAGGUGCAUAUAACGGACUUUAUAUAUGUGUGCAAGUGUUCCUGUUAGUUCAAAGCCAAAAUACUUUUUAUUUUAUUUGCAAAUAAGGUUAUCUAUAUAUAUACUAUUGUUGCUCUUACCAGUGUCUAUCCUGUCAUUCAUCUGAUGGCACCAGGUAUGUGUUGAUGGGAUAGUAUACACCUUUAUUCUACAUGAGAAAAAUAAAUAGAACUUGUGCUGAAAAUACUGGUUAUCUGACUUUGCAAGAAACAGGGAGGUGUUCUGAUGUCUCUGUGAAAAAUCUAUCCCCCAUAUGCAAUAAAAGGCACUAAGUUUGCACAGGAGCAGUAACCCAUAGCAACCAAUAAGAUCUUUGCUUUUAAACAGAUGACCAGUAAAUUCUACCUUCUGAUUGGUUGCUAUGGGUUACUGCUCCUGGGCAAACUUAGUGCCUUUUAUUUUAUUAGUUGAAUAUAGCAUACUGAGUCUGGUCCUGUAAGACUGGUGAUGUACUGUUUUUAGAAGGCAAUUCCAAUUAUGUUCAGGGUUAUUGCAUUGAGUGUUCUACAUCCCAUGUGGUUUCCAGCACAGUGGGCAGCAAUAGCUCAUAUUUGGCUCUUCAUAGAUUUCCAAAGGAAUGCUCAAUUUCCUAGAUAUAAUAACCUGACCCUCACCGGCAGAAACGUACCAUGUAUGUCUUAAGAGGCAAAUUCAAACAUUUUGCCACCCAUUGAACUGGAAACUGCAUGGGUGUCGAAGUCUUGAAUUUUCUCUGCAUGCUAUAGCCCUGACACAUGCUGGUCUGUAUUAGAGCAGAGACGCGUGGAGAUUCAGUCGCCUGUUGACAAAUCGCCUCUUCUUCGGGCGACUAAUACCCCCAAACUGCCUCUCCGCCGGCUAGAAUCUAAAUUGCUGGCGGGAUGGCACUCUGAAACUUCGGGCGACUAAGGAAAAUGAAUCGCCAUCCCGCGACAAUUUAGAUUCUAGCCGGCAGAGAGAUUAGUCCCCCGAAGAGGCAAUUUGCCGCUGGGCGACUAAUCUCUACGUUCGUCUCUCCCCCUAGAGCCAAGGUGUUGGGGAGUUUACAGUUCAAAUCUGUGAACCAAAACUGCCUUAAAAGGAACCCUCAAUAUUUCAUUACAUUGUAUCUUGUUAAAUAAAAAAAAAAUUAAGUUUUGCUACAUUACACCUUUUCCAAAACUAUUUUGUUCCCACUUAAAUCACAAGUUUACUUUGCAGGAUAAUAAACAAGGAAUGUAAUAUAACUUUAUUGUUCUAAUUAAACAUGAAUAAUAAACAGUUGUGUUUACUUUGUUGAAA